AUGGCAGACGAAAAGCCUAAGGAAGGAAUUAAUACUGAGACCAACAAUCACGUUAACUCGAAGGUGGUAGGACAGGAUGGUUUUGUGGUGCAUUUUAAGAUUAAGAGGCAUACACCACUUAGUAAACUAAUGAAAGCCUAUUGUGAACGACAGGGUUUGUUAAUGAGGCAGAUCGGAUUCCGAUUUGAUGAGCAGCCAAUCAAUGAAACAGACACACCUGCACAGUUAGAAAUGGAGGAUGAAGUUACAACCGAUGUGUUCCAACAGCAGACAGGAGGUGUCCACUAA
Messenger RNA from Propithecus coquereli (Coquerel's sifaka), 288 nucleotides. RefSeq names its product small ubiquitin-related modifier 2-like. The transcript has a single exon. The record is from RefSeq and is a predicted model, not a curated record. Gene Ontology annotation, biological process: protein sumoylation. NCBI's taxonomy places the organism in Eukaryota, Metazoa, Chordata, Mammalia, Primates, Indriidae. Bases 1 to 288 code for a protein of 95 amino acids. Gene Ontology annotation, molecular function: ubiquitin-like protein ligase binding; protein tag activity. Gene Ontology annotation, cellular component: nucleus.